CUAGAAAGAACGAGAGAGAGAGAGAGAGAGUCACAGUGCUACCUUCUUAACGCACCACCACUGUGGAGUCCUAGCAUUUAACUUCAGGAAAGUUAAACUGACAUCACAAGUUCUUUUUUUUUUUUUUUUAACAUAACAGAUUUUUUUUUAUUCCAUCAUAACCAGCACUUGCGUUAAUUUAUUUAAAAGUAUUAUUUACGUUUUUACUUCUAUUUGUAAUACACUUUUUAUAUGUGUGUGUGUGUGAGUGUUUAUUAUUUUUGAUCAAAUAAGGCUAAACAAAAUUGCAAUUACUUAUUUAAAAAAAAAGAAGAAGAAGAUGGUGCAUUUGAAAUUCCUUCUGGUAUUGGCAGUUGCAGUUAAUUUCUGGGAGAGUGGUGAUGCAAAGUUUGGUGAAAAAGGUGAAAUUGGUCCAAGAAGGAGGAGAUGUCUGGAUGGAAGCACACCAAGGCGUCUGAAGAAGAGAGAGAGACACUUGUCAGUGGACGGCAGCCGCGGCGCGGAGAUUUGUCACACGUUCUACCCGCGGCAGUCCUGCUGUUACACCAGAAGUGCCCAUCAGAACCUGCACCUUCGGGAUGCGAGGAUAUUUUCUGUUACCAACAAUACAGAAUGUGCAAAGCUGCUGGAAGAAGUCAAGUGUGCACGCUGCUCACCACAGGCUCAGAAUUUGUUUAAUUCGCCUGAUGUAGAGGAUGCUGCUGAUAGAGAGCCGGUUCUGCCCUUGCUGUGCAACGACUAUUGCAGAGAGUUCUACUAUGCCUGCAGAGGCCACAUACCAGAAUUAUUCCAAGCUGAUGUGGAUGAGUUCUGCCUGUAUUUUGGAAGAAGAGAUAGCGGUUUGUGCUUUCCAGAUUUUCCCAGAAAACAAGUGCGGGGGCCAGCCUCUAACUAUUUAGACCAGAUGGAAGAUUAUGAAAAAGUAGAAGAGAUGAACAGAAAACACAAGCACAAUUGUUACUGUGUUCAUGAGAUGCUGCGAGGCCUGAGGCAACCUGUCGGAAUUGUGAACUGCGGGGAUGGAUCUCAGCGGCUCUUCAUCCUGGAAAAGGAGGGUUUUGUGAGGAUUCUGACACCAGACAUGGAACUGAUCAAAGAGCCCUUUCUGGAUAUCCACAAGCUUGUCCAAAAUGGAAUAAAGGGAGGAGAUGAAAGAGGACUUUUAAGCCUUGCAUUCCAUCCCAAUUACAAGAAAAAUGGAAAGCUGUAUGUCUCCUAUACCACCAACCAAGAACGGUGGGCCAUUGGACCACACGACCACAUUCUUAGAGUGGUGGAAUACACAGUAUCCAGGAAAAACCCCAACCAGGUGGACCCGAGAACAAUGCGAGUGUUCAUAGAGGUAGCAGAGCUACACAGAAAACACCUGGGAGGUCAGCUGCUCUUUGGGCCUGAUGGCUUCUUGCAUAUUUUCUUAGGGGAUGGGAUGAUCACACUAGAUGACAUGGAGGAGAUGGAUGGAUUAAGUGAUUUUACAGGCUCUGUACUGAGAGUGGAUGUAGAUACAGACUGUUGCAGUGCACCAUAUUCUAUACCAAGGAAUAACCCCUACUUUAACAGCACCAAUCAGCCACCUGAGAUAUUUGCACAUGGACUUCAUAAUCCAGGCAGGUGUGCUGUGGAUCAGGGUCAGAUAGACAUAAACGGCAGCCUUUUAAUACUUUGCUCAGACUCAAGUAGCAAGAACUCAACGGCAAGAAGAAUACUGCAGAUAUCCAAGGGUAAAGACUAUGAAAACGAACCUUCACUCUUUGAACUGAAAUCCAGCAAUAGUGCUCCUCUAGUUGGAGGGUUUAUAUACAGGGGCUGCCAGUCAAGGAGACUGUAUGGAAGCUAUGUCUUCGGGGAUAGGAAUGGACAUUUUGGAACCCUUCAAAAAACAGCAACGGGCAAACAUUGGCAGGAGAGGGCUCUGUGUUUUGGCAGCCGCAGUUCAUGUCAGAGCUCUCUUACUGGUCACAUCCUGGGGUUUGGAGAAGAUGAACUUGGUGAGAUGUACAUUUUGACAAGCAGCAAAAGCAUGACAGAGUCUCACAGAGGGAAACUCUACAAACUGAUCGACCCAAAAAGACAUCGUGUCCCUGAAGAGUGCAAGAGACAGGUUCAGUCUCCACAGCCCUUACUCACUGAGUGCUCCCGCCUCUGUAAGAAUGGACACUGUACACCGACAGGACAAUGCUGCUGCAGUCCAGGCUGGGAGGGGGAUUUCUGCAGAGUGGCUAAAUGUGAACCAGUAUGUCGCAACGGUGGGGUUUGCUUCAAACCCAACAAGUGCUUGUGUAAAAAAGGCUAUUCGGGGACCCAGUGUGAACAAAUGGACCGGAGCAUCCGAAAGGAGAACGAAGAAGGCAUCCUUGAUCAGCUCGUAGACAUGACGUCAUACCUGCUGGACCUGACAAGCUACAUUGUAUAAAAACAAACCGCACAUCCUGUUCUUCACAUGCCAACUGCAAAAGGGACGUAUAUAGGUUUGUUCUCGUUCAUUUCACAAAAACAUCACCCUGAUAAUCGGGCGCCUUUUCAGUUGCACCAUGGACUCUUCUGCUGUAGUUGUGCAUUUCAAUUUGCUCAGAACUGGUACCGAAGGUCAAAACAGAUCUUUUGAAGAUGCAAGAAGAGAACGUUGCUUUAGUGUGCAUUCAAGACCAUUGUAGUUCAGGGUUUUUAUAUUUUCAUGUUUUUUAAGUCUCUUAGCCAGGAUAACUCUUCAGGUACUUGUGUGAUGUUUGAAUGUUUUUGGUAUGUGGGUAAAGUUUAAUUACAUGUUAAACUGUAUCUUUAGUAUCAAGCUUUUAAAAAGGUCUUUCUGAUGGGACUGGCAUAAAAAGAUUCUUUCUGGAACGCAGAUAACACUUCAUGCUGCUGUGAUGCCCCACUGUGGUCAAGAAAGAAACCGUUCUUUUAAAGUUUGACACUAUGGAGGACAUAUUAUUAGCUCUGUACACCUACUGAGAUUAUAAAUGAAAAAAAAAAAACUAAUAUUGAAAUCACAAAACUCAUUAUAUAUGGCCUCCAGUCCUCCAUUUAAUUUUGCACCAUUUCCAUAAUCACAGUGCAGGAAGAAGGUUCCCAGAGGGUCUCCAUGCAUUCCCAAAUCCUUUGAGCUCUGCCAGAAAGAGUAUGAGCAGGUAGCGCAUAAGCCCCGCCCCCAGAAUCAAGUAAUCUAUCGAAGCAGGAGAGGUUACUUUAUGAGCAGCUUCAGAAGGUACAAAAAUAUGACAUAACUUUAAAAAGAGAAAAGCUAUGAAUGUCUAAAUCGCAUCAUGUUACAAAGAGAGAAUGGCUUGGAAGUCCUUGAAAGUGCUAGACUGCUGUCUCUAAGAAAGUAGACAAGUAUUUAAUCAGUAAUCAUUAUGGUUUCAUUCUUCUUUAUGUAAAUGCCCCACCACCACCACCACCCAUAGGCCUUUUAUUUCAUUAUUGCAGUAACCUUUUUUGGCAAAGUGCAUUGUGAUGUAUAUUUCAUACAGGGCAGAGAUAAAAAGAGAACUUAACAUUAUUCCGAAGUAAAUUUAUAUUUGUUUUUACAGUCUAAUUUUUUUUUUCUUUGGGGGAAAAAAAAAAAAAGAUUACUAACUGUCUUACCAUAAAGAUGUAAAUUCUGUCAUUUAUGUAUUCAGUUAUUUAGUAUAUUUUUAGUUUAAAAAAAACUUCUACGUGUAUAAUUAAUUUGUUAAGUUAAUAUAUUUUGUGUAAACACAUGCUUAAAGACAUCAAGCAGUGUUGCACUGUGGCCUCUGAGCUGCUGGAAUGUAUGAAGCAUUGCCUGUUCUGUUUUUGCCGUGUACGUCUGCACCAGAUAGGUAUUAUUUUAUAUUCCUUUUUAACCAUCAGCCUGUUGCCUAGUGGGUUGCCUUUUUGUCAAAGUACAUUCAAAGAUGAAAAAUAGUUAAUGAGAAUAUCAGCUGUUUUGUUGUAGAAAGACAUGCUGGAUUUAGAAACAUGUUUUCUUACAGUUUUAUUGAUUUGUAUUAUUGUUUGUUAUCUUUUAGCUGAUCCCAAUUUUAUAAAAAAAAACAAAAGGUAUGCAUCACUUCAAUUGUUCAUAAGUUGCAUUGUUUAAUUAUGUCCCAAAAAUGCCACUUCCUUGAUAAAUCACAUUAAAACACCACUAGAAUUUAUAGCAACGUGAGAAAAAAAAAAUGUUUAAUGUAGUCAUUUACAGGACAGAGAUUUCUCAAGUAAUGCAUUAAAAAUGUAUAUAAAGGCACUGAAGCUUAACCCAACUUAUUUUAGCUUUACAGUAAAGUCUAAUGACUCUCUCUUUAUAAUGUCACCACUUUCUAUGACAUAGGAAAUAUGGCUGUGUUGAUUUAUUAAUCCUUUAUCAGUGGAUCUGGCAAGAUAUGCAUCCAAUUGAUGUUGAACCUCAAUAUAUACUUUAUACUAUUUUAAUGCAGUGCACAACGCAUACAGCUGGUUUUCACAAACCCAGUUAGCACUAAUGUUGGACUACCUUCCCUGGGUCUGUACUUUGGGUGUCAUUUGUCUAUAAUCUGACAAAAUCCUUUUUUUUAUGUAAUGUAAAACAUAUAGCCUACUCCCCUAAUUGUAUUGUGAUUAUAAUAAUAGAUUUGACAUUUAGAAAUCAUGAAAUAAAAUAUAAAAAAUGCAAUUUAUCGGUAUUUAAUUCUAGUGGUGCCCAUAAACAUUUGAUUGGCUGUGUAUGUGUAACAGCUGUCUGAAGUCAUUAACAGACCUGUGUCGGUCAUAGAUUAUGUUAAAAGUAACAAAUUGCAUAUUGUUAAUUCAAUUUCAACCCCUGCUUGUGUAAUUUCAGCACUUAAUGUGAAUCUUUCUUGGAGGUAAUUGAAAAUUAAUUGUGUGAAUA
Polyodon spathula (Mississippi paddlefish) is the source of this 4831-nucleotide messenger RNA. Its product is annotated as hedgehog-interacting protein-like. The transcript is spliced from 13 exons. The coding region runs from base 320 to 2413 and encodes 697 amino acids. The record is from RefSeq and is a predicted model, not a curated record. NCBI's taxonomy places the organism in Eukaryota, Metazoa, Chordata, Actinopteri, Acipenseriformes, Polyodontidae.